Penicillium atrosanguineum is the source of this 1497-nucleotide messenger RNA. RefSeq names its product cytochrome P450. Bases 1 to 1497 code for a protein of 498 amino acids. Lineage: Eukaryota; Fungi; Ascomycota; Eurotiomycetes; Eurotiales; Aspergillaceae. The transcript has 5 exons. Gene Ontology annotation, molecular function: oxidoreductase activity, acting on paired donors, with incorporation or reduction of molecular oxygen; heme binding; iron ion binding. The record is from RefSeq and is a predicted model, not a curated record.
AUGACUGGCAUCACAACCUUGAUUAUAGAUGGCAUUCUGGCCUUUCUCGUCAUCAGAAGCAUUUACCGGUUGUACUUUCAUCCUCUCAGCAAAUUUCCCGGCCCCAAGCUUGCAGCUGUUAGCAGUGCGUACGAGUUCUAUUACAACGUGAUAAAGAGGGGGACAUUCAUCUGGGAGCUCGAACGCCUGCACGAGGUUUACGGGCCCAUUAUCCGUAUCACUCCGCGAGAGAUUCACAUCAAAGAUUCGAAUUAUUAUGAUGAGAUUUACGCAUCCAGUUUACGGAGGCGAGAAAAAGACGCCGUUGUAGUGGAUAAGUUUGACCUUGAUGGUUCGGGAUUUUCCGCCAUCUCUCCAGAGGUACAUCGCCAGCGUCGUGCGCCACUAGACCGGUUCUUCUCAAAGGCAGCGGUUUCUAAAAUCCAAGACUCGAUUCAAUCUCGCCUCGAAAAGUUCUGCGACCACCUCCAGCGCGCCUAUAAUUCCCACAAAGUCGUUUCUCUCGAUGCAGGAUUCUCUGCACUGACAUCAGAUAUUAUACAUCAAUAUGCGUUCGGGUUCAACAGUGGCAAUCUGGACCAAGAAGACUUCAACGAGCAUGUCAGAGAUGGGAUUAACGCACUCUUUAUGCAGAGCCACAUUGCUUUCUUUUUCCCCAUCAUCUCAACCAUUAUGAAUGCGCUCCCACUUUCGCUUCUUGAAAAGCUCAACCCAUACGUUUAUGCUCUGGUAUCACAAAAAAAAGACCUUCACCGGCGAUCAGCAGAGGCCCUUGCAGGGAAAACUAGUAAUGGUUCGGUUAUUGAGAAUAUUGCUGGCCCUCAUAUGCCAGAGCAUAUGCGCACGCCCGAUCGCCUCGCAGCCGAAGGACUGGCGUUGAUCAUUGGAGGCACCGAGACGACUGCCCGAGCUCUUGGACUUGGCACAUAUCAUCUCAUCCGUAAUGAGAAUAUCAUGGCUAAACUGCGGGAGGAGCUGCGAUCUGUGAUGCCCACACCGGAGUCUAAACCUACUUGGAAUCAGCUUGAGCAGCUGCCUUAUCUUUCGGCUGUUGUUUUAGAGAUCCUGCGCAUCUCUACAGGAAUUGCAAGCCGAUCGCCUCGUAUAGCGCCAACAGAGACCUUGAUAUACAAGAACUUUUUCAUUCCACCGGGCACACCCGUCAGCGAGACCAAUUACUUCGUCCUCACGGACCCAGCUAUCUUCCCGGACCCUCACGUCUUCGACCCAGAAAGAUGGAUGCGUGCUACAGCCAAGGGCGAGCGAUUGGACCGGUACCUGGUUAACUUUUCCAAAGGUAGCCGAAUCUGCGUGGGAAUGAAUUUGGUCUAUGCUGAGCUUUAUUUGAUUAUUUCGACGCUUGUCCGCCGGUUCGAUCUGGAGCUGUACGAGACAACUGACAAGCACAUUGGCUUUGCUCGUGACUUUGGCACACCAUACCCCGUCGAAGGGAAUUUUAAUGUUCGAGUUAUGGUGACUAGGAUUAUUCGGGAGUGA